CAUGGAAUCGAACAUUGACAUUAAAGAGACGCCGAAAGGCUUCAACUGCGUCCUGUGCAACGUCAACUUACCGAACUCGUCCAGUCUGGAGCAGCAUGUGAAAGGGAGGAAGCACCUGACGCUGCGCUCGGUGCGGGACACCAGGAAGAGCCAGGAGGAGCACAGCGUGUUCGUCAGCGGCAUCAAACCUCACAUCUCACAGACAGACAUCACCAAGCACUUCCAGCAGUUCGGACCGGUGGCGGACGUCAUCAUGGAUAAAGACAAGGGGGUGUUCGCCAUCGUGCAGUUCAGCGAGACGGAGAGCCUGCAGGCGACCCUCUCCUGCCUCGAGCACCAGAUGAAGGGCAUGAAGCUGCGCGUCAAACCCCGCGAGAAGAAGGAGUUCAAGUUUGUUCCCAAGAAGAGGAGCGACGCGGAGAGAAUGCUAGAAGUUCUGAACCGUCUCAAGCCUCAGCUGUGUCAGCUGCUGUCUGUGGAUGCACAGAUGCAGUGCGUCGUCGAGCGGUUUCAACUGGGAGAGAAUGAAAGAAAGACCAGAAGCUUACUGGUUGAACUCCUGCAAGAAGUUUUCGUAGAGUUUUUUCCAGACAGCCAGAUUCUGCCAUUUGGUUCAUCCGUCAACACUUUUGGAAUCCACUCCUGUGACCUGGACCUCUUCCUGGACCUGGAAAACACUAAAGUGUUCCAGGCUCGUGCCAAAUCCACCACAGAACAGGCAGGGGAGGGCACGUCCGAUGACGGCCGCUCUGAGGACUCCAUCCUGUCCGAUAUUGACUUGACCUCAGCGUCGCCGGCAGAGGUCCUGGACCUCGUGGCGGCGAUCCUGACGCGCUGCGUCCCCAGCGUGCACAAAGUCAAUGUGGUCAGCAGCGCUCGUCUCCCUGUGGCCAAGUUCCAUCACCGCGAGCUCAACCUCCAGGGUGACAUCACCAUCAACAACAGACUGGCUGUAAGGAACACUCGAUUCCUGCAGCUGUGUUCAGGGAUGGACGACAGGCUGAGACCUCUGGUCUACACCAUCCGCUACUGGGCCCAGCAGAGACAGCUGGCCGGUAACCCCAGUGGUUCUGGUCCACUUCUCAACAACUACGCUCUGACACUGUUGAUCAUCUUCUUCCUGCAAAACUCUGAGCCUCCUGUCCUCCCCACAGUGGAGCAACUUAAAGACAUGGCCUGUGAAGAGGAGGAAUGUGUGAUCGAGGGCUGGAACUGCACCUUCCCCAGUCAGCCCAUUUCUGUGCCGCCCAGCAAGAAUACACAGGACCUCUGCACCCUGCUGUCCGGCUUCUUCUCCUUCUACGCCAAGUUUGAUUUUGCCAGUAGUGUCAUAUCUGUCAGGGAGGGCCGUGCACUCCCAAUCACUGAUUUCCUCGGCCAGAAAAAAGAAAAGGAGGCCAUGCAAGAGGAACAACCCACCAGGACCCCUCACCACAGUCCCAAGCUGGCCCCCCUAAAUCUCCUGGACCCCUUUGAGCUUUCCCACAACGUAGCUGGAAACCUGAAUGAGCGCUCGCAGCGCUGCUUCCAGACCGAGUGCCAGGAGGCCGAGAAGUACUGCCGCAGCCUGCAGUACAAGCGCAAAUCCACCAAGGGGAAGAUGUGGGGGCUUGUGCGUUUAUUCACCCCCCACGGCGAAGUCCCACAUAACAAAGCGGACGCCUUGACCAUCAGCAUUCCCUUCAAAUCGGCGCGGCUCCCUGAAGGGCUGCGUAGUCAGCUGCACAUGGCGGGAGAUGACUUCCGGCCGCUGUGGUUUCAGAAGGUGUGCUCUGCUGUGGAGGGAGUUCUCACCAGUGUUCUCAGGUGUCACCUUGCUCCCUCCACAGGCCGCGAGGAAAUGGAUGCUUCCUCAGCGUCCCUCAACACCUCGAUGAACAGCAGCUUCGGCAGCGUCGAAUCCCAAAGCGACACCAGCCCUACAGUGAAGGCCGGUGCCAAGAGGCUGCUGUCAUCAGGCAGCGACGUCUCUGUGUCACCUCACGGCAAAAAGCCACGGCUGGCUAAAAGAGGCAAGCCGGAUAUCCCUCCGUGGAUCUGCACGCAGAAGCACAUGGUGUGGGCUGGCAGGAGGAAGGUGAGAAGGGAACUGAUCAAAGAUACAGACACGAGGCCAGAGGGCAGCUGCAUGGAGAUGGAGACCCAGGUCACAGCUCACAUCAUUGACAAAGAGCCGGAGCUCAAGGAGCCCCUGGAGUUCAAGGUCCAGCCGCAGAUGGUGGGCGGGACGGAGAGCACGAAAGCGGUUCUCAAGCUGGAGCCGACCAGUGACAUGACGGGAGUUUUUAACGACUUCUUUCAUUUCCUGGAAGUGUUUUUACCCAAGAUGGUGGAGACAUUGCUGGAGAAGGAAAUAGGAGGAGUUUAAAAUGGAGCCUAUUUCAGAUUCGAUCUUUGUUUUUUUUGUUUUCAAAGAUGACAUCAUUGCCACUACCUUUUGAGAGCGGGACAUGAAAAAGCAUUUAUAUGCCGUUACCAGCCAUCUGUUAUACUGUAACACUGUGUAAAGGCUUUGUCAGAAAGUUUUUUGUACACUAUGAUACUAUUAUACUAUUAGUUUGUUUCUAUGUAAGAUUUCUUCUUUUAUGUUUGAGACGUGGCUAUGUUUUAGUGAACCUCUGUUUAUUUAAAAGAUGAAGCUCUGAAGGGAAACUGCGGUGGCAGAUAUUUGUUGUACA
Limanda limanda (common dab) is the source of this 2678-nucleotide messenger RNA. It is a transcript of the gene tut1, whose product is annotated as terminal uridylyl transferase 1, U6 snRNA-specific. The record is from RefSeq and is a predicted model, not a curated record. NCBI's taxonomy places the organism in Eukaryota, Metazoa, Chordata, Actinopteri, Pleuronectiformes, Pleuronectidae. Gene Ontology annotation, cellular component: mitochondrion. Bases 2 to 2368 code for a protein of 788 amino acids. Gene Ontology annotation, molecular function: poly(A) RNA polymerase activity; RNA binding. The transcript has 10 exons.